CUGGCAUGUACAGACAAGAAUUUCUAUUUUCUGAAGCAUAAACUAUUUUGUUAAAUUACUCAGCUCAAGUCCUUACUACUGUAUGGAUAUCUCCUAAUGUAACAAGAAAAAAAGUUUUUAUUCUCUUUGCCUGAACAGAUUGAGAGUAUGUUCGGAAUGUUAUAACAUAAAAGUUCUGAACCUGUGUAAACAGGAGAUAAUUGUCAGCUUCUGAGGAUAACUGCCAGCUUCUGUGGAUAAUUGUCAGCUUCUGGAGAUAAUUGUCAGCUUCUGAAGAUGAUAGUCAGCUUCUGUGGAUAACUGUCAGCUCCUGAAGAUCAUUGUCAGCUUCUGUGGAUAACUGUCAGCUUCUGAAGAUGAUUGCCUGCUUCUGUGGAUAAUUGUCAGCUUCUGUGGAUAACUGUCAGCUUCAGUGGAUAAUUGUCAGCUUCUGUGGAUAAUUGUCAGCUUCUGUGGAUAACUGUCAAGCUUCUGAAGAUGAUUGCCAGCUUCUGUGGAUAAUUGUCAGCUUUUGUGGAUAACUGUCAGCUUCUGUGGUAACUGUUAGUUUCUGAAGAUGAUUGCAUGCUUUUGUGGAUAACUGCCAGCUUCAGUGGGUCAUUGUCAGCUUCUGUGGAUAACUGUCAGCUUCUGAAGAUGAUUGCCAGCUUCUGUGGAUAGUUGUCAGCUUCUUGGAUAACAUGGCUGAAAGCAAUACAGCGGAAACGGUACAUGAGGAGUAUUUCAGAAGUUACGCUGAUGUUGGUGUACAGGAGUUGAUGAUAAAAGACAAGCCAAGAACUUUAGCUUAUAAACAGUUUUUAGAGAAGAAUGUUAAUCUUAUAAAGAACAAAGUAGUCCUAGAUGUUGGGGCUGGGACAGGUAUUUUGUCAUUGUUUGCAGCACGGUCCGGGGCGAGGAAGGUAUACGCAGUAGAGGCGAGUGAUAUAGCGAAUCUGUGUCAAGAAAUUGUGAAGGUUAAUAAAUAUGAAAGAGUUUUAACCGUUAUUAAAGGUGUAAUGGAGACGAUUGAACUGCCGGAGAAGGUCGAUGUUAUUAUAUCGGAAUGGAUGGGGUUCUACUUGCUUCACGAGUCUAUGUUGGAAUCAGUGCUAUAUGCUCGAGAUAAAUGGUUAAAGGAUGAUGGUAUACUGUUGCCAUCACAUGCAGCGAUUUAUGCAUGUCCUGUAAACAUGACCAAAUACUGUAAGGAAAAUGUUGACUGCUGGACUGAUGUGUACGAUUUUGAUUUUUCGCCAUUAUUUGAGCAGAAAGUGGCAGCACUUUUGCAGCAGCCGGCAGUUCUGCAUUUGAAAGAAGAUCAGCUGUUAUCAAAUUGUGAACUACUGGCAAAAUUUGAUUUGAAAAGUAUGGAGGUAGCUGACAUUGAGGAGAUAGAGGAACAAAUGAGUUUUGUUGUUAAUUCGGACUCGGAGUUGCAUGGGUUUGCUUUAUGGUUCGAUGUCCGAUUCACCCCAGACCUCAGUGACGAACAGUAUGGUUUGACGUGUAUGGAAAAAGUUAAAUUAGAGAAGGACGAGACUCAUUCUAAGGGCACUGAUGAGGUUAUGAAUGGAUCAAACGUUUGUCAUGUUACUCUAGAUACAUCUCCUUUGACUCUGGAAACUCACUGGAAACAAACAGUCUGUUUCUUACCAGCAUCAGUAUCUGUUAAAAAAUCAGAGACAAUAUAUUGUAGAAUUUCACUUAGCCAGGAACCUUCAAACAAACGACAUUAUAAUAUAUCUCUAGAAAUGCUUGAAGAUUUUGAAUCAAGUGAUUCUGAGCUGGAAGAUGAAGAAGAUGCGGAAAAUCAUCCGGUGCCGUGUAAUUGUGGUGCUGGUCGAUGCAAUCUAAUUCUUGCAAUCAUGGAAAAGUAUGACGCUGAGCAGAUGGAGCUUGAAAUGGAAGCAGAAUUUACAGAAGUAUCGGCAGAGGUUCAGGCAGCCCAGACAUUAGAUAAUGACAGUUCUAUUCUAGAAUCGGACUUAUCGGCAAAAGACGACUCAUUGUCAAAUAGUACAAAAGACGACAAAUGAAAGACGAGCAAGAGUUAGCUGCAUUUGAUUUUAAUACAUUUAUGGCAUUUUUUAAACCAUUAGUAAUAUUUCUUGUUAAUGCUAUGGUAAUAUUUUAUAUUUGGCUAAGUACUUUGUAAAAGGUUUUUUGGUUGAACUUCUUUGUGUUGUCUGAAUAUAGUUAACUAACACUAAGAGAAACAGUCAGAAGUUCCAGGAAAAAAAUCUAAAAGCUAAAGUAUUGAAACAAAUUAAAUAAUAUUCAGAUAUAUAUUGUAAAGUAAUAAAUACACUUAUUAGGUAUAACAGUUCAGCUUUAAUUUUCAAGUCAAAUAAAUAUACUGAGAAAUAAUAUCUAUGGUGAUGUCACCAAGCACAUUUAUGACGUUUUUUUAAAAUAUACAAGACAAAUAUCUCAAUUUAUUUUCUGACAAUGUAUUUAGCACAGAAGAUGUACUUAUGUUUCUGUGACAGAAAAAGUUGUAUCUAUAUCUCAGUAUCUUUAUAGCUGUGUUUAAUUUUUCUAGGAUAUUCAAUUGUAUUCAUACAAAUUUAACUUUUUUAUAUACACAGUGUAUGGCAAUAAACACCGCACAUCACAAUGGUAA
Molecule: messenger RNA, 2605 nt
Organism: Mercenaria mercenaria
Lineage: Eukaryota; Metazoa; Mollusca; Bivalvia; Venerida; Veneridae
Product: protein arginine N-methyltransferase 6-like
Exons: 2
Coding region: 681-2018 (445 amino acids)
Biological process (GO): peptidyl-arginine methylation
Cellular component (GO): nucleus
Molecular function (GO): protein-arginine N-methyltransferase activity
Source: RefSeq, a predicted model, not a curated record